Stylophora pistillata is the source of this 792-nucleotide messenger RNA. Its product is annotated as adhesion G protein-coupled receptor G2-like. NCBI's taxonomy places the organism in Eukaryota, Metazoa, Cnidaria, Anthozoa, Scleractinia, Pocilloporidae. Gene Ontology annotation, cellular component: membrane. Gene Ontology annotation, molecular function: G protein-coupled receptor activity. Gene Ontology annotation, biological process: G protein-coupled receptor signaling pathway; cell surface receptor signaling pathway. The record is from RefSeq and is a predicted model, not a curated record.
ACCUACAUUGGAAUCGGUCUUUUCAUUGUCUGCCUUACGCUUGUCCUUCUCACCUACUCCAUUUUUAAAGAACUGCGUACCUUACCGGGCGUUAAUUUAAUGAAUUUGUCCAUCUCUUUGCUAUUCGCCCAUUCCCUUUUCAUGACGGCGGGUGCGACUCAACGGCAGCAGAUUUUUUCAUCAAUUGCCGUUCUAACCCACUAUUUCUAUCUUGUGUAUUUUACUUGGAUAUCAAUCAUCGCAUUUGAUACCUACCACACUUUUUCCAGAACCUGUCGCACCCGUCAAAGAACAGCAAAUCGGAAGUGUUGCUUCCUUGCGAUUGGUUGGAUUCCUGCCCUUUUGUUUGUUGCUAUUUGUUACUCUCUUGACCAAUCAGGUUUGGUUGCUAUAGGAUACGGUGGCGCGAAUCACUGUUGGAUCACCAAUACCAAGUCUAACAUUUUUGUUUUUGUCAUCCUGGUGGCUUUUUCAAUUUUUCUAAACGCGAUCCUUUUCUCAUCGACAGUUAUUUCCAUUUACAAAAUAAAAAAGCAAACACAGGUGGUUGGAGACGCCGCAAACAAUCGAAGACAAGUUGUGUUAUUUGUAAAGCUGGCAGUCUUGAUGGGAUUCACGUGGAUUUUUGAAUAUCUACCGAUUCUCGUUUCUAAAUACUUUGAUUAUCCAUUUGUUAUAUUCAAUUCACUUGAAGGAGUUUUUAUUGCUUUUAGGUUUGUGUUCACAGCCAGAGUGAAGAAAAUGUACGGCGCGUUGUUUGUAGCCAACAAAGUAUUAGCAUCAACAGCAUAA